AAAUUCUAAUUUGAACGUCUUUAAUUGUAGUACGCUAUACUUUUUAAUUGUUGAAAAUGGUUUAAUCACGAUUCUGUAUUGUAAAUUACCUGGAGUGGUUGUAAACAGUAUAAUAAAAUAAGUUGUAAACAAAUCCAAAAUGUCCGUUCCUAGCACUGGUCUGAGCAAAUUGAAGAAGAAACACAUCCGUGUAAAACAUCAAAAAGUGAAAUUAUUUCGUGCAAAUGAACCAUUACUCUCUGUGUUUAUGUGGGGUGUAAAUCAUACGAUAAAUGAACUAAGUCAUGUCUCCAUUCCUGUUAUGUUAUUGCCAGACGACUUCAGAGCUUAUUCUAAGCUUAAAGUGGAUAAUCAUCUAUUUAACAAAGAAAACAUGCCAUCUCAUUUCAAGGUGAAGGAAUAUUGCCCAUUGGUGUUCAGGAAUCUGCGAGAGAGGUUCGGUAUAGAUGACAUCGACUACAAAGAAUCACUUACAAGAUCUCAACCCACGCCUGACGACUCGUCAGGUAAAUCCGGCGCCAAGUUCUAUCAGAGUUAUGACCGGCUGUAUAUAUUGAAGACCUUGACCUCUGAAGAGGUGGAGAGGAUGCACUCCUUCCUCAAACAGUAUCAUCCGUACAUAGUAGAGCGGCAUGGGAAGACCCUACUGCCGCAGUACCUAGGCAUGUAUCGACUGACCGUGGACGGCAUCGAGCACUAUCUCGUCGCCACUAGGAAUGUUUUUUCUGAUCACCUCAACAUACAUAGGAAAUACGACCUGAAAGGUUCAACGGUGGACCGUGAAGCGUCAGAGAAGGAACUAGAGAAAGAACUACCCACGCUUAAGGACAACGACUUCAUCAAACAGGGCGUCCGCAUCGACAUCGGUGACGCUGCUAAAGAGAAACUCCUCGAAACACUUACGGCUGAUGUUGAGUUCCUAACGAAGUUACACUUGAUGGAUUAUUCAUUGCUGCUGGGGGUGCACGAGUGCGGGCGGGGCGAGGCGGAGGCCGAGGCGGCGCGGGCGCGGGACGCCGAGCGGGACAGCGACAACGGGGACUCCGAGUCCGACUCCGACACCGACAACCGCCACCACGGCGUCAGAUUGGGCUACAAUACGCCACCGGACAGCCCUCGUGGGUUCGCGCGGCAGUCCUCGCUGCGGUAUCAGGGCAUCAUCCCAGAACUGGAUAUAUACGCCAUCCCUAGCCAGGACGGUGCGUUCAAAAAAGAAAUAUAUUUUGUCGCCUUAAUUGAUGUUUUGACGCAUUAUGGAGUUAAGAAACAGGCCGCAAAAGCAGCGAAGACUGUGAAAUACGGGAGCAAUGUGGACGGCAUAUCAACUUGCGACCCGGAGCAGUACGGGAAGCGAUUCAUAGAGUUCGUCACAAAGGCCAUCGAGGGCAACUAACUUCCCACCGUCAACGCUUCUCUUAUCACUUCGGAACUUCAUCUCUGACGUAACAGGCAUGCCAUCAUCAUCAUAAUGACAACGACUAGUUGUCGUCCCACUCGGUUCGGGUUCAAGAGGACGAUAUAGCCGAUGCUGGCCAUUCGGCUUUAAAUACUUUUAUUUCGAGUUUUUCCCACUCUUGCACCGGAGUUUGUGCUUUACGACAUCCUGGUGAAAAUGAGUGGUCCAAAACCAAAGGAAAAACUAAUUGAACCUAGAAGCAAUACAAUAUGACAAAUUAUCUUAAAAAAGCAGAUGACAAUUUAUUGUCACAAUUUGUUUAAUCCUUGACAAUUACUAAGUUAAAUCACGGUUUCUCAAACUUUUAUAACUUCACAUACUCCUAUUAAGCUUCCUAGAACAUUGCAAACCAUUUAUGAAACUGACUAUUGAUAGAACAAUUAAGGUUAAUAUUAUUAAAAAAUAAUAUGCUUGUUAGAAAUGCAAAUAAAACAGCUAAGCUAAAUUAAUGUAAUGGGGGUAUUACAUAAAUUUUGUUGUGUAGGAAAGGUACACAUCACAAUUUAUGUUACUUAUGAAUAUCUGGUGUACACCAAGCGAUUGGAUUGGCCCACUUUGAGAAACCUAGGAUUUGGUGGCAGGGUGGCAUUACUCAUUUAGAAAAGAUUUUGGCAUGUAUUGUUAUAGUAUGGUCAAUGGAACUUAUCAAAUCUGGGACAGUUUUAGUUUCCGCUAGUUUCUCGACUGAUUAUGUUCCACUUUGAUUGUCUUAUAGGAUUUAUAUGGAGUUUACAGGGUGUCGUAGAUUUUCUUUGUGAGCAUACGGACAGAUUCUAAAAAAGAACAAUAUCGAAAAAGGCGUAACAAAAUAUAAUUUCGCAGAAGAUUAAAAUACAAGCUGUAUAUAGUCGGCAUGUGAUAAAGCGAAAU
Molecule: messenger RNA, 2326 nt
Organism: Achroia grisella
Lineage: Eukaryota; Metazoa; Arthropoda; Insecta; Lepidoptera; Pyralidae
Gene: PIP4K
Product: phosphatidylinositol 5-phosphate 4-kinase type-2 alpha
Exons: 10
Coding region: 140-1393 (417 amino acids)
Biological process (GO): phosphatidylinositol metabolic process
Molecular function (GO): phosphatidylinositol kinase activity
Source: RefSeq, a predicted model, not a curated record